CGCAGGGCAGCUGGGGUCCUGUUAGCAUUUGCCUGUUGCUCAGCUUGUAGCCGUGUGGGAUCGGGAGUCCCCGUGUAUCUUUCUAUGUAUGAGACGAAUGUGGGUGUUUGAUGUUCUGGACCGUCAUGUGUCUGGUUGGUUUCGCCCUGUUAAGGACCGCCCCUUAAAAUGUGUAUAAAUGCAAUGUAGUUCCAGCAUCAGUUAGACUUGAUGACUGCAGCACCAGUAGCAGUACGCUCUGAUUUAAAGACUUCACUAUCUACAAUAAAGACUACUACUGAAGACAAUACAAGACUCCUGGUCUCACUGGAAACAGUUUCCAACACUGACAUUGAUUGUUGGAAGAGUCGAGAGAAGCCUGAAGACAUGAGUGAUCCAGACCUAUGCCGAAUUAAACAAGAAGACACAGAGGAACACAAAGACUUAUUGGACCUGAAAGUUGAAAGUGAUGAACUGAAUGAAGUUGAGGAGAAACACUAUCAGACACCUCAUCAUUUCAAAAUGAGAGAAACAUCCAGUAGCUUGCAGAUGGAAAAUACUUUAUUUCUAAAAAGAAAGCAAAGUACAGAAGCGGGCAAAUCCUCACCUCACUGUGAGAACAGUUUUACACUUAAAAGACAUUCUGAGGAACACGUGAGAUUUCAGACUGGAGAUCGCCCAUACACAUGUCUUCAAUGUGGAAAGUGUUUCACACAGAAAUCAAAUCUUAAUGUGCACAUGAGAAUUCACACUGGUGAGCGUCCAUACUCAUGUCUUGAGUGUGGCAAGAGAUUCACACAGAAAUCAGGGCUUAAUCUGCACAUGACAGUUCACACUGGAGAGCAUCCGUAUGAAUGUCCUCAUUGUAAAAAGUGUUUUAAACUGAAAUCGAUACUUAAACAACAUGUGAGAGUUCACACCGGAGAGCGUCCAUACCCAUGUCUUCAGUGUGGAAAGAGUUUCAUACUGAAAUCAGAUCUUGACCUCCACAUGAGAGUUCACACCGGAGAGCGUCCAUUCACAUGUCUUGAGUGUGGAAAGAGUUUCAUAUACAAAGCCAAUCUUAACAGGCACAUGACAGUUCACACUGGAGAUCAUCCAUACACAUGUCUGCAGUGUGGAAAGAGUUUCAUAUACAAAGCCAAUCUUAACAGGCACAUGACAGUUCACACUGGAGAUCAUCCAUACACAUGUCUGCAGUGUGGAAAGAGUUUCACACGGAAAUCAAAUCUUGAUGUGCACAUGAGUGUUCACACUGGAGAGCGUCCAUAUCCAUGCCUUCAAUGUGGAAAGAGUUUCAAACAGAAACAAAAACUUGAAAGGCACACGAAAAUUCACACUGGAGAGCGUCCAUACUCAUGUCUUCAGUGUGGUAAGAGUUUCAUAGAAAAAGAUGAUCUUAACAGGCACAUGAGAGUUCACACUGGACAGUAUCCAUAUACAUGUCCUCAUUGUGAAAAGGGUUUUAAUCAUAAAUUGAUACUUGAAAGUCAUGUGAGAAUUCACACUAGAGAGCAUCCAUACACAUGUCUAGAGUGUGGAAAAAGUUUCAUACACAAAUCCAGUUUUAACAACCACAUGAGAAUUCACACUGGAGAGCGUCCAUUCACAUGUCUUGAGUGUGGAAAGAGUUUCACACAGAAAUCAGGGCUUAAUCUGCACAUGACAGUUCACACUGAGGAGCAUCCAUAUGCAUGUCCUCAUUGUAAAAAGAGUUUUAAACUGAAAUCGAAACUUAAUAGGCACAUGAGAGUUCACAUUAGAGAGCGUCCAUACACAUGUCUUCAGUGUGGCAAGAGUUUCUCAUGGAGUGCUAGUCUUAGGAUUCACAUGAGAAAUCACACUAAAGAACGUCCUUAAACAUUGUCCUUAGUGUGAAAAGCAUUUUUAAACAAAAAGAAAAUCCUAAGGACCACAUGAAAAUUCACUAAGGAAGGAGUGAUACUGUAAAAAAUGCUUGCUGAAAUUAUAGUAACUUACACCAAAUAGUCAAAUACUGCAAAUUAACAGUAAAACACUGUAUUAAUAUCUCUAGUGCAAUGUUUCUCAACUCCAGUCCUCGGGCUCCCUCCCAGAUUGUUUUAGAUGUCUUCUUAUAUAAAACACCUGAUAUUAAUUAGGGAGACAUUUCAAAUAUUCUGAGAGGGGGGCUCGAGCCGAGGACCGGAGUUGAGAAACAAUGCACUAGUGCAAUUUAGCUUGUUGUAAAUGCAUUUACUGUACAUUUCAUACUGUAAGAACAGAAAUGUUAUGGUCUUAACCUCCAGUAAUGUGAGACAUUAAAUAUUUACACUGUAAAAUG
Messenger RNA from Misgurnus anguillicaudatus (oriental weatherfish), 2281 nucleotides. The record is from RefSeq and is a predicted model, not a curated record. Lineage: Eukaryota; Metazoa; Chordata; Actinopteri; Cypriniformes; Cobitidae.